AUGAACGCUAUUAAGUCUCACUUGCAAGAAACUCAUCAAAGACUUUUCGUUCGAGUUUUACCCUCUGGAGAACAAACAAAAUGCCGUGAAGUGAAGGCGUCCAUUGAAGAUUAUUUAUUAGAUCAGUCAUGUACAAGGGAUACAUGUCUUAUUGCAUUAGGUGGAGGUGUUAUGGGUGAUCUCGUCGGUUAUGUUGCUUCUACAUUUAUGCGCGGAGUUCCUUUCGUUCAAAUACCUACCACUCUUUUGGCCAUGGUCGAUUCAAGUAUUGGCGGUAAAACGGCGAUUGAUACUCCCCGUGGUAAAAACUUGAUUGGUACUUUUUGGCAACCAAAACGUAUUUAUUUAGAUUUAUCCAUGUUGGAAACCCUUCCUAGAAGAGAAUUUGCAAAUGGUAUGGCUGAAGUUAUUAAGACAGCGGCUAUAUCAAGUGAAUUAGAGUUUAUUAAACUUGAACAAGGAAAAGACAAAAUUGAGUCAGCUUUAAUGGGCUCAAAUUCUAAAAAUCAAUCUACAAUAGAUUCCGAUCGAGACUAUUUAGCAAAUGUCAUUAGUGCUGCAGCCCAAUUUAAAGCAAAAAUUGUCACUCUUGAUGAAAGAGAAGGUGGUUUAAGGGGUCUCCUGAAUUUUGGUCAUUCGAUAGGUCAUGCAUAUGAAGCAAUCUUAUCCCCUGAAUGGCUUCAUGGAGAAUGCGUAUCCAUCGGGCUUUUGCAUGAAGCUGAGUUAUCCCGAGACCUUGGUCAUUGUGAUCAAGAUGUCGUUGAUAGGCUUAAAGAGUGUUUAAAAUUAUAUAAUUUACCUACUGAAUUUGAUACGAGAACAAAGGAAAAAUUAUCUAUGGCUGAUGUCAUGAACAUAAUGAAGGUAGACAAGAAAAAUAGGGGUACUCAGAAAAGGAUUGUCUUGCUAAGUUCUAUUGGUAAAACAUUAGAACAAAGAGCAACGGAUGUACCUGAUUCUGCUAUUGAAGCUCUAUUAUCAAAAUAUAUAGCCUCUACUAUGCAUAGAUCAGUAACUACUACGAUAAGUCAAAAGUCCGAAUCUGAAACUUUUUCUUCUUCAUUCGAUAAUGAUAUUCAACUUCCAAUGAGAAAGAUAUCAUUAGAACUGAUUGCAACAUCACAUGAUAUAUUUGAAAUUAUCACAUCUCUUCUUCCCCUUUCGGCUUUAAAAGAAAAAAGAGUGACUGAUGGUUUUAUUGAGAUCAAGGAAGAAGAACAUAAAAUUAUUUGUACAAGUCAAUCAUCUGAUAAAUGGGUUCAUAUUUACUUUACUAAAGAACCAGGCACAACGUGUCCAUUAAAUGAACAUGAAAAUUGGUUUGAAUAUGUUCUCUUAACUAAAGAUCAACAACAACAAGAGGAUAUUUUACAAUUUAUUGAUAUCAUCUGCAGUCGUCAUACUACAAAGCAUCAUAUUGACCCAUCAAAGAAAGGAGCUCAGACUACAUUUUUGACGCCUACUAUCUCCAACUAUGAUUCUAUAGAACCUUGUCUCUUCCAGCAAUGGAUCGAAAAUACAGAUGCAGUUGAAUUCCGUGUGGAUCAUUUGCAACCUCCCUCUGAUACUUUACAUGAUUGGAUAACAACAACGGGGGAACAAUUAUUUCAUUUACGUCAAUUGACAAAGUUACCUAUCGUCUAUACUGUUCGUACUAUAGCACAGGUUGGGAGAUUUGACCCCUCUCUUGGUUCUGACCAUUAUCUUCAACUUCUUCAAUGGGGCCACCGUUGGGGGUGUAAUUAUGUUGAUCUUGAAAUGACAGCUCAAGGUCUGGAAGAGAUCAUGCGACUUAACCAAUAUUAUCCAUGCACUAAAUUGAUCGCCUCCUUUCAUGAUCAAUCCACUUGGUCAAGUUCAGGUAUGACUCAAGUUUAUAAUCAAGCGAAACAGUUAUUUGAAAGAUAUAAUCAUAAGGGGGUCAUUAAACUUGUAGGCUAUGCGAAAUCAUUUUGGGAUAAUAUAGAAUUAGAACAAUUUAGACAUCAAGUCGAUCCUAAUAAUGAUAAGGAAAUCAUUCUUAUCAAUAUGGGUCCUCAAGGUAAAUUGUCAAGGGUCACCAAUCAUUUCUUAAGUCCAGCUACUCAUCCUACACUUCCUUUUACUGCUGCUCCUGGUCAAUUAUCGAUUACCGAAAUGUCAUUUCUUCGUAAAAAGUUGGCUAUGGAAUGA
Messenger RNA from Cokeromyces recurvatus, 2172 nucleotides. Its product is annotated as 3-dehydroquinate synthase-domain-containing protein. Bases 1 to 2172 code for a protein of 723 amino acids. The transcript has 3 exons. NCBI's taxonomy places the organism in Eukaryota, Fungi, Mucoromycota, Mucoromycetes, Mucorales, Mucoraceae. Gene Ontology annotation, cellular component: cytoplasm. Gene Ontology annotation, biological process: aromatic amino acid biosynthetic process. Gene Ontology annotation, molecular function: 3-dehydroquinate synthase activity; 3-dehydroquinate dehydratase activity. The record is from RefSeq and is a predicted model, not a curated record.